Drosophila busckii is the source of this 484-nucleotide messenger RNA. It is a transcript of the gene Cox17, whose product is annotated as cytochrome c oxidase copper chaperone. Lineage: Eukaryota; Metazoa; Arthropoda; Insecta; Diptera; Drosophilidae. The record is from RefSeq and is a predicted model, not a curated record. Gene Ontology annotation, biological process: mitochondrial respiratory chain complex IV assembly. Gene Ontology annotation, molecular function: copper ion binding; copper chaperone activity. The coding region runs from base 182 to 394 and encodes 70 amino acids. The transcript has 2 exons. Gene Ontology annotation, cellular component: mitochondrial intermembrane space.
AAGCAUGCGUUUAUAUAAAUGUGUGUGUGUGAACUUGAAAUUGUGCCGAUAAAUACAUAGAAUAUUUGUGGUGAAAUAUCAAACAAUUUAAAGCUUGAUAAACUAUAUUACAUAAACAAAACUGCAGAGCAGAAACAAAUAAAUUUAAAUCACAGCUAGUCAAAAAAUAUAAACAAAUACAAUGGGCAGCAAUACAUCAAAGGCGGUAGUAGAGACUGCAGCAAUUCCAACUACAGGCGCUGGCGGUGAGAAACCCAAAUGCAAAGCCUGCUGCGCUUGUCCCGAGACCAAGCGUGUACGUGAUGCAUGCAUCGUGGAGAACGGCGAGGAAAACUGCACGGCGCUCAUUGAGGCGCAUAAGAAAUGCAUGCGCGAAGCGGGCUUUCAAAUCUAAAGGACCCAAGCAGCUGCUCCAUCAGCAAUUUAGUCACAUGUUGCUUAUAUUAUAGUUAUUUUUUUUGUGUUUGUUUACUAUCUCAAAGCU